This is a messenger RNA of Eruca vesicaria subsp. sativa (arugula), 903 nucleotides long. Lineage: Eukaryota; Viridiplantae; Streptophyta; Magnoliopsida; Brassicales; Brassicaceae. The record is from the annotation of a GenBank genome assembly.
AUGAAGUCGUUAGCUUCGCCGCCUUCUUGUCUCCGCCUAACUCCGACGACACGUCAUCAUCUCCCUUCUCGUCAAUCUCCUUCCACUGUACUCAAAUCCAAUAGCUUAUCAUUCUCCACAUCAGCAUCCGGUUUCGCGUCGUCACUGGCUGUAGAGAAGGAGCUACGCUCGUCGUUUAUACAGACGGCUGCUGUUCGUCAUGUUACUGGGUCGCUUAUCAGAGGGGAAGGUCUUAGAUUUGCUAUUGUUGUUGCUCGUUUCAAUGAGGUUGUGACGAAGUUGCUUUUGGAAGGAGCUAUUGAGACUUUCAAGAAGUACUCUGUUAGAGAAGAAGACAUUGAGGUUAUAUGGGUUCCUGGCAGCUUUGAGAUAGGUGUUGUUGCACAAAAUCUUGGGAAGUCAGGAAAGUUUCAUGCCGUUUUAUGUAUCGGUGCUGUGAUAAGAGGUGAUACUACUCAUUAUGAUGCUGUUGCCAACUCUGCUGCAUCUGGAGUACUUUCUGCUGGCAUUAAUUCAGGUGUUCCAUGCAUAUUUGGUGUACUGACAUGCGAGGACAUGGAUCAGGCUCUGAAUCGAUCUGGUGGGAAAGCCGGAAACAAGGGAGCUGAAACUGCUUUGACGGCCCUGGAGAUGGCGUCGUUGUUUGAACACCACCUGAAAUAGUUGCUCGUUCCAUGGAUGAGCAAAUGAUCACGAAUGAGAACUUGUUCCUGUGUACCAUUUGGUUACAAUCCAAUCUCCGAAACUAUAUUGUCAAAAUGUUUUCUUUUACCUCUUGAGAUAUAUUUGGACCGCUUUUUGUAAGCUUCUGAUCUUGUUUUGAAUCGUGUAAUAAUAGUUCCUCCGAAUUUUGGGGGCGAGUGGGUUAUUCUGCACCAAUCAAAAUUAUGAUUGUCUCUGUCA